Camelus dromedarius (Arabian camel) is the source of this 3585-nucleotide messenger RNA. RefSeq names its product innate immunity activator (gene INAVA). The record is from RefSeq and is a predicted model, not a curated record. The coding region runs from base 34 to 1944 and encodes 636 amino acids. Gene Ontology annotation, biological process: adherens junction maintenance; positive regulation of protein ubiquitination. NCBI's taxonomy places the organism in Eukaryota, Metazoa, Chordata, Mammalia, Artiodactyla, Camelidae. The transcript is spliced from 10 exons.
GGGACAGAUGUCUUGGGAUCUUUAACAUUUGGGAUGCUGCAAAUGCCGAAGUUAAAUGAAAUACCUUCGGGGAGGGGAGGCCGGGAGGAGCCGCGGGGGGAGGACAGCUGGCCCGGACGAGCAGGUCCUGAGGCUGCAAGGCGCGCGCGGGGGGCGCGGGGGCUGGCGGGCGGCGCGGGACCUCCAUGGGACAGUUGGGGAAACUGCAGGCCACCUCCACGUCCUGGCCCAGGCUGGGAAGGGUGUCAGCCCUCCCUCCUCUGCGCCCCCUCCCCCCAGAAGUCCGCCAUGGAGAGCAAGGAUGAGGUCAGCGACACGGACAGUGGCAUCAUCCUGCAGUCUGGCCCUGACAGCCCGGUGUCCCCCGCGAAAGAGCUGACCCACGCGGUCCGCAAGCAGCAGCGGGCCCUGGAGGAGCGGUUGGAGGCCUGCCUGGAAGAACUGAGGAGACUCUGCCUGCGGGAGGCGGAGCUGACGGGCACCUUGCCAGCAGAGUAUCCCCUCAAGCCAGGGGAGAAGGCCCCCAAGGUCCGCCGGAGGAUUGGAGCCGUUUACAGACUGGACGAGCGGGCCCUGCACAGAGAGGACCCCCUGAGCGGCCUGGAGCGGGAGCUGGCCCUGCAGCUGCAGAUCGCCGAGGCGGCCCGGCGGCUGUGCCGGGAGGAGAACUUGGGCCGCCAGGCGCGCCGGCAGCGGAAGCAUGCGGUGCAGCAGGAGGAGAAGAAGCUGCGGGAGCUGCAGCGCUGCCUGGGGGAGCGACGGCGCAGCAGCGGGGCCCCUCCCGCCGCCCCGGCCCCGGGCCCAGAGCUCAGCGCCUCGGAUGACAGCUCCCUGUCGGACGGGCUGCUCCUGGAGGAAGAGACACCUCAAGGGCCAAAACCUCCCCCAGAGUCCUCAGAUCCACCUCCCCGGCCUCUCCCACCCCAGAGCCUCGAGGGGCUGCAGCUGGUAGGACCUGAGACAGGGGGCCUGGAGCGGGCACCCAUCCAGAACAGCCCCUGGAAGGAGACGAGCCUGGACCACCCCUAUGAGAAACCCAGGAGAUCUUCUGAGGCUGGAAGCGAGUCCAGCAGCCCUGCCACCACCCCGCAGGAUGGGCCCAGCGCCUCCAGCCUGUGGCUGCUGGAGCCUGCCUCCUACUACAUGGUUCCCAUCCGCAGCGUCCCCGGGCAGCGGCAGGGCCGCACCAGCGCCCCCGCCACCCCCGAGAUGCAGGGCAGGCGGGGCCAGUCCCAGUCUCUGAGGACGGACCCCUCCCGCGCCGGCCCCGAUGGCCGGGGCCGCAGCGCCCUCCCGCGGCGCCGCCCCACGUACUACACGGUGACCGCGCCGGACCCCUGCUGCGCCCGCACCGCGCCCGCGCCGCGCCCCGCCUGCCACUCGUGCUCCGAGGACAGCGGCUCCGACGCCUCCAGCCUGUCGCACCCCACGCCGCCGGGCAGCAGCAGCCCGGACAUCUCCUUCCUGCGGCCCCUCUCGCCGCCCCGCCCGCGCGCCCCCCGGCCCCGGCCGCCCCCUGGCUGCCUCCGGGCCCCGCGCUACGUGGUGCUGGCCGAGGGCCGCCCGUCGCCCGGCCAGUGGGGCGAGUGGGGCGAGUGGGGCCCGGGCCGCGGCGACGCCGCCGCCCUGCGCUGGCAGCGCCCACCGCCCGCCCACGGCCGCGUGGCCCGCACGCCCUCGCUGCGCGACAGCCCCGCGGGCCGCGGGCUCAGCAGGGCGGCCGUGUCGGAGGAGCUCAAGUCGUGGCACGAGCGGGCGCGGCUCCGCAGCGCGCGCCCCCACUCGCUGGACCGCCAGGGCGCCUUCCGCGUGCGCAGCCUGCCGCCCGGCGCCGAGGCCCCGCGCGCACAGGUGCCCACAGUGCGUGUGCUCCGGAGAUCGCCCGAGGGGGCCCCUGUGCAAAUUUUUAUACCUGAGAACGGAGAGGUCGUCAGCCAGGUGUGAUCCUGAGUUCCAGAUGCCUGGCUGGCAGGCAGACGACAGUUUCCCAGCGGGGCUGGGGCUGCAGCCGAGACCGCCUGCCCCGAAGCCGGAAGCCCUCCCCAGCUCCCUUCUCCCGUCGCAGGUCGAUGACCUGGAGCUGAGACGUUUUUUUUCACAUCAGUUUUUGUUCAGAAGCCUUGGCCUGAGGGUUUAUAUUUGUGGUUUGUCCUCACCAUCCCUGCAAUAUGACGAUGCUCUGUUCCCCAGAGACUGGCCUCCUGGACUCAAGGCCUCGCCUCUGACUGACGGCAUCUGUCGCCUUGUGCAGGACACGUGGCGGGGGACGCAGGCAGCAGAGAGGGCCACGGCGCGUUCCUGGAAGCCCCACCCCUGGGUUCUGAGAACUUCCUUGCAGAACAGCCCCGGCCGUGCUGCCCUACUGCCACUGGAGGCUGCACCUCAGUCCCCCGUUUCUGGCUCUUGGGGCGCCGUCGGGGUGCCUGGGCUAGGGAGUGUGUCCUCCCCUCUCUAAUGUGCUCUGUGAUGCACGCACCAAGGGCUAGGUUAAGGGUCAGUGUGUCCCGGCGGAGUCUUGUCUGUUUUCCUGACCCCAGGACUCCCCCACAGGGCCCCCAGUUGCUAAGCGCUCCCUGUCCUGUGGGCUCCUGGCAUCUCCACAGACCCAUGAGCCUUGGUUGGAAGCCUCUCCAGAUCAGCCAUCAGGUGGUCCAGGCUGGGGGCUGACCAUUUUCUCUGGGCAUCGUGAGGACUUGCAGGCCCCCCCCCCACCCCCGCUGACAUCUUUUUCUCAUAGUCCUGAAAAACGGUGCUUCACAGGUGCUUUUGGAAAGGCAUCCUCUGUGGCAAGUUCUCAGGACGGGGGCAGUCCUUGCUCCUUCUCCCACCCAGCCGAGCUUCUGCCCUGACAGCGGAUUUCCUUGAAGGAGGGCAAGCCCUUAUUUUCACAGAUGGGGAUACCUGCCCUGCAGGGUGUAAUGAAUUGUCCCAGUGCUGGGCUGAGACCUGAGGCCUGGAAGCUGUCGGGGCUAAGACCAUCGGUAUCCAGGCUCCUGUCCUGGGGCCUUUGCUGAAGGUCUGAUUCCCAAACAGGGAUCCUGCUUCUGGGAGAGAGCACCGAGCUGAGGCCAGGAGUGGGGGGCGCCCCAGCUCGGAUCUAGCCUGUGCAGAGUCCUCUGUCUGCAGGACAGAGGCCGUGAACACAGCUUGAGGCCGCAAGGGCUUUGAGGCCAGACCUGGAGGAGACACAGCUCUCCGUGCUGCACAAGGCGGCCCGGCUGAGGGGUCGGGAGAGGGGAGCCUGCGUUUCUCGCUGCUCUUACCACGUCCUGCGGCUCCCCGGCUCUGCGCGUCUUCCUGCCCCAUCAUGCUGGCUGGCUGUGACUUUGACAGCUGUUCUCCUGCAGUUCUGUGUCUGAGCCUGUUGCCCCCGCGCACAGCCAUGCUCUCCCCUUCCAGGGUCCUCCCAGAGCACAGGGCUGAGCCAGGAGACGUCCGGGCACCCCCCACCCAAGCGUCCCUCAUGUUAACUUAUUGGUCCUGUAUGAUGCCUGAUGCCCCUGCAAAGUGGCUGUGUACUCAGCCUUGGGGCUGUGGGGAGUUUGUGCCCAAAACUUCAAUAAAGUCUGCUCUUGGAGAGGCUGA